Miniopterus natalensis is the source of this 1643-nucleotide messenger RNA. The record is from RefSeq and is a predicted model, not a curated record. Lineage: Eukaryota; Metazoa; Chordata; Mammalia; Chiroptera; Miniopteridae.
AUGUGUGUGAGGCCUCACCGCAGAUCCUUCGCACUGCGGGAUCCUCGGGACACCGGCGGAGACUCCUGGGAGAUGGUGUUGUUUGACAGAGAAGCCGUGGAUGUUCUUUUCAUGAAGGGGCCGGGCGUCCAGUCUGCUGCCCCCCGUGCCCCUCUGCGGCAGCAGGCCCCGGGCGACGGGCACCGUGGGAGGCCCUCCCCUCGCUGCCCCGUGCUGCUGGACAGCUUGCCUUCAGAAAUCUUGCUGAAGAUCCUGUCCUACCUGGACGCGGCGACCCUGCUGUGCAUGGGAUGUGUGAACAGGCGCUUUUACCACCUGGCCAAUGACAAUUUUAUUUGGAUCAGGAUCUACUCAGCUGCCUUCUCCCCGAAGCGAUGUAACUGGAGAGCGGACUCGGCGGAGAAGGCGGCCGCGUCCGUGAGCUCCCUGUCCGUCGAGGACAAGGAGGCCGGGUUCUGGAAGAGGGAAUAUAUCGCAAAGCGCAUCGCCUCCGUGAAAGCCGCCCUCGCGCAGGUCCUCAAGCUGGUCAACCCCUACACGGGCCUCCCGGCGAAGACCAAGGAGGCCCUCAGAAUAUCGGGCCUCGGUUGGGUGAUCAUACUGAAGGGGAAAAGUGGGCAAGAACAGGUCCUGGAGCACGCUGCCCUUUUCGUGAACGACUCCUCGGUCACAGUCGUGUGGUACGGCAAAAACUGGCCCUGCCUGGCCACCCUGUCGACCUUAGACCUGUGCGGCGUGACCCCCGUCUUCACGGACCGGUCCAAACCUCCCGCCAGAAAUGGACCUCGAUGGCCUUCUCUAGUUGCAAAGUACAACCUGAGUAACUUAACCGACUCCACCUUGGUUGGCUGCGACAGAUUCGUGCGGAUCUUCCACCUCAACCCAGGCCUCCUGGUGGGGCUGUGGAAGAGGGCAGAAGAGCUGGCGUUUGUCAUGGCCAACCUGCACUUCCACCACCUCGUGGAGAGGAGCACGCUGGGCUCGGCCACCAUCCCCUACGAGCUGCCCCCUCACACCCCCCUUUUGGACGACAGCCCCGAGUAUGGGCUGCACGGCUACCAGCUGCACGUGGACAUGCACAGCAGCGGGACCUUCUACCUGUGCAGCACGUUCCGAAGCCUCUUCACCAAGGAAGGGUACAUUGAAAAUGGAUACGUGAAGCUCGUUGUGAUACAUUUUCAAAACAGCAACGAACAUCUGCCUCUUAUUGGGAAAGUCGGCCUGUCCUGGAGAACUGACAUUUUCGAUGGCUGCGUAAAGAGUUGUUCUGUAAUGGACGUAACUCUCUUGGAUGAAUAUGGGAAACCCUUUUGGUGUUUCAGCUCCCCGGUUUGCAUGCGAUCGUCUCCCAGCCCCUCUGACGGCCCUCAUUUCGUGGGGCCCACGUACUGUAUCGACUACGAGGACCCAGCAGGAAGGGUGCACGUGGAGCUGGUGUGGAUUGAGGAGACGGAAGAGUACUUCAUGGUCAGCCUGGUCCUCUACCUCAGCGUGGCAAAGAUAAACCGCUGGUUCGGGACACAGUACUAAAUACCGCAGUCGGUGGGCAGCUGUUGCCAUAUAUUUGUUUACUUUGGACUGACCAGAUUUAUUCUCGGUGUUGGAAGUAAAAAUAAAACAGUAGUCCUUUCGAUGCCUCCUUA